Fulmarus glacialis (Northern fulmar) is the source of this 1455-nucleotide messenger RNA. RefSeq names its product SERTA domain containing 4 (gene SERTAD4). Gene Ontology annotation, cellular component: nucleus. The record is from RefSeq and is a predicted model, not a curated record. The coding region runs from base 1 to 951 and encodes 316 amino acids. Lineage: Eukaryota; Metazoa; Chordata; Aves; Procellariiformes; Procellariidae. The transcript is spliced from 2 exons.
AUGAAAAGUAUUUUGUUUGGAGAACCUCCGGCAAACCGCAUGUCAUUUGUCAUAUCUGAUUUAUUACCCACAGGAUCACAUUACAGGGGAAUUUCAAAUCCUGUAACAACAUCCAAGAUCACAUACUUUAAAAGGAAAUAUGUGGAAGAAGAGGAUUUUCAUCCGCCACUCAGCAGCUGUACACAUAAAACAAUCUCCGUGUUUGAGGAGCGGGCCCAUAUUCUUUACAUGUCUUUGGAAAAGCUGAAAUUCAUUGAUGAUCCUGAAGUCUACCUGCGGAGAUCUGUCCUCAUCAACAAUCUAAUGAAGAGAAUCCACGGAGAAAUCAUCAUGCAGAACAACUGGUGCUUCUCCGCCUGCUCCUUCAGUGGCACCUCGCCGCAAGAGUGGUUUGUGCCUCAGGACUGUCCGUACAGAAAACGCCUUCGGAUGGCAAAGGAGGAGUACGAGAAGCUCCACACGUGCUGCUUCUAUCAAGAAUGUGGCAGUCACUAUUUAAAUCUACCCUACUCUGUUAAUGCUAGUACAGAAAAUACUUCCUCUUCCUCCUCCUCCUCCUCCUCCUCCUCCUCCCCCUCCCCCCCCAUUUCUUUGCCAAGCUGUUCCCAGCAGGUGGAUUAUGACACUGGCAGUGCCUCUUCUUACAGGAGUGAUGACCAGAUACCUGCUAAUGAAAUAUUCAUCACUAAUGCCAGGUCUCACAGUAAUCAGGAAAAGGCAAAAUUUAAUGACGAGAAAGGAGGUAAUGAACCUGAGCGAGAGAGCGUCGCCCUAAACUGUGAACCUGUAAGAGGCACCCAUGCUCUCGAAUGUAAAGGCAAAUUUUAUGACUAUUUUGAGACUGGAUGUAAUGACAAGAGCAACAUAAGUGAAUCUUGGAAAAAAUCCUUAAGGAAAAAGGAAUCUUUACCAAGUAAUAAAAUGUGCUGCAGCAAAGGAAGUAAAAUAUGAGGCAUCUUUCUCACUCUGUUGAAGCAUGUGCAGCAUGUUCGUUUGUCUAUCAAAUUUUUAUUUUGAAUGGAUUUUUUAUAGUUUUCUACAAAUGAUACAAUCAUGCCACAAACAUUAUGUGUAGUUUUAAAUGACUGGAGAGCAGAUUGCAUAAAGCGUCUCUAUGAUCUGCAUCAGCGGGCUAUUUAUAAAUAUGGAGACUUCAUAAAGAACGCAGUUGCAUUACUGCUUAGCACUGUAGUCUGUACAGCUAUGGUGUAGCUUUCGUUACUGAAAAUACCAAUCAGCCAGAUGGGGAAAACAUAUCGUUUUAUACAUCCCCGCCCCCAAGAAGUCUGCCAUUAAUUAAGAAGACCCUCCAUUACGUUUACCAAGGAAUUAGAAGUCUGGUAAACAAAUCGAUGUUACCAGCAAGGGUGAUGUGCUCCUUGUAACUCAGUAUUUGUUCUGACGAAGGACUGCCUUCAUGGACUGGGAAUAAACCAUCCUUACAUUUUGUACUGA